Trifolium pratense (red clover) is the source of this 894-nucleotide messenger RNA. Its product is annotated as protein PHLOEM PROTEIN 2-LIKE A9-like. The transcript has 3 exons. The coding region runs from base 106 to 609 and encodes 167 amino acids. NCBI's taxonomy places the organism in Eukaryota, Viridiplantae, Streptophyta, Magnoliopsida, Fabales, Fabaceae. The record is from RefSeq and is a predicted model, not a curated record.
CAAAGUUUUCUUCAUAGAUUGUGUUAAGGUAAAGCACACGAAAAAAGAGGAGCUGAUCAGAAGGAUAAAAGCUGCUUUUAAUUUUAAUUUGCAGAUUUGUUGAAAAUGCCUUUCAAAAAGCCUCAUCAAACAGCAGACCAGGCUAGUAUUGUUAAGAAGAAUGAUGGGUCGUUCGAGAUAAAGCCAAAAGGACUCAACAUUAUCUGGGGAAAUGAUCUUCGCUACUGGAAAACUAUAACUGACAACGGCGCGGAGCUGAUACAAGUUUCAUGGUUGGAGGUAUCUGGUAAAGUAGGACCUGUAAAAGUGGGUGAAACAUAUGUUGUGAAAUUUGAUAUUGAAGUUAAGGAUACUGGUUUUGGUUGGGGAAACACAGAAGUACUUAUUAUGGCUAAAAUUGGUAAAAAAGGAUCAUAUAAAUAUAAGCCAGUUAAACUUGCUUGUGGUGACAAUGGAUACAUUCCAAAAGCAAAUGAAGAACAGCUUGAAAUUACUGUUACUGUGGGUGAAAAGGAUCUUGACCUUCAUUUUGGAUUGUAUGAAGUUUGGAGUGGAAAAUGGAAGGGUGGAUUGAUAAUCAAGAAAGCUGAGGUUACUAAGAAGUCUUAAAAUUAAUUACUACUUUUUUAUUAUUAUAUAUAUAUAUAUAUAUAUAUAUAUAUUGUUAUUGUUACUUGUUCAGUUUUUAUUGAAAAUAAUAGCUAGCAUAAUAUAUGCUGCGACUAUAUAUGAUAUGGUAUUGUAUGAUAUGAGUGAAUGAGUUCCUCUGAAAAGGGAACAAAAUAAAUGGGGUUUAUGACAUUAUUGCUAUUUGUAAUAAGUUAAAGGUCUUGUGUUGUAUGUUUAUUGUGUAAAAAAAAAAAAUUAUUGUAUGUUUAUGUUUUAUUUGUAAAA